Molecule: messenger RNA, 957 nt
Organism: Rubroshorea leprosula
Lineage: Eukaryota; Viridiplantae; Streptophyta; Magnoliopsida; Malvales; Dipterocarpaceae
Source: the annotation of a GenBank genome assembly
AUUAUAUCCAACCUAUGGGAGAACGAAUCGACACCACUAAAAUCAUCACCAAUGAAUCCAUACCCAUUAUUGAUCUGUCCAACUGGGACGACCCCAAAGUCGCAGAUUCAAUCUGUGAUGCAGCAGAGAAAUAGGGGUUCUUCCAAAUUGUUAACCAUGGGGUGCCCAUUGAAGUACUAGAUCAUGUGCAGGAUGCAACACAUCGGUUCUUUGGACUUCCAGCUGAGGAGAAAAAUAAGUAUUCUAAAGACCAUUCUCCUUCUAACAGUGUGAGGUUUGGCACAAGCUUUAGCCCUCAAGCUGAGAAGGCUUUGGAAUGGAAAGAUUACCUUAGCCUCUUCUAUGUGUCCGAAGAGCAAGCUGCUGCUCUCUGGCCUCCUGCUUGCAGGGAUGAAGUGUUGGAAUUUAUGAAAGGCUCCGAAACUGUGAUCAAACGGGUUGUUGCAGGUUUUGAUGAAGAGACUGAACGUUAAUGAAAGUGAUGAAACUAAAAAAUCUCUACUGAUGGGUUCAGUUAGAGUUAACCUUAACUACUACCCCAUAUGUCCAAAUCCUGAACUCACAAUCGGGGUCGGACGUCACUGCGAUGUCUCAACCCUUACAAUCCUCCUCCAAGACGAAAUCGGAGGGCUCUACGUGAAAGGACAUGACGGUGAUGACAGCUGGAUUCACGUCCCUCCGAUCAAAGGCUCCCUUGUGAUCAACGUUGGAGAUGCAUUGCAAAUUUUGAGCAACGAUAGAUACAAAAGCAUCGAGCACCGUGUGGUUGCUAAUGCUAGCAAGAACAGGAUUUCCGUCCCCAUUUUUGUGAAUCCGAGACCGUCCACAUUGAUCGGUCCAUUGCCGGAAGUUCUGGCAAACGGUGAGAAACCGAUUUACAAGCAAGUCCUUGUACUCAGGUUAUCAAUAUAAUUUUCUUGGCUGUUCAAAAAAAAAAAAGAAAAAAGAUUACGUUAA